AUGUGGAUUCACGGCGAUUUCAGUUUACCUCAGAGGAUGGAGGUCGGAGCUGGGAAUUUUGUAAAACCUGAGUUGGGAGUUCAGUACAACUGGAAUGCACUCUCAGCUGAUGGCAGAUUUGUAGCCCAGGGAUUUAAAACAGAUUCUCAUUUGCAGAGUGAUUUAGAAACAUCCCAGGAAGAUGAGGAGUCACCGGCCAUCAAACAGCUUCGGCGAGCCCUGGAGAUCAACCCUGAUGAUGGCGUUCUGCUGUCGAUGCUGGCUCUGAAGCUGACCGCCCACAAGAAGCACCAAGAGGCUGAAGCCCUGGUAGAGAGAGCGCUGGAGAAGGAUCCUGACAACCCUCAUGCAAUUCGCUACAUAGCCAAAUAUCUUCGCAAUCAGGGGGACGAUCAGCGGUCCAUUGAUCUGCUGAGACGAGCGCUGAAGAGGACCAACCAGUCGGCUUUCAUCCACCACCAGCUGGCUAUGUGCUACAAGAACAAGCAGCAAGCAAGCAAGAACAGCAAGCCCUUCAACAAACAAAAGUUGAAGCAGUGGAAGCAUCUGCGUAUUCAACACCUGGAAGAAGCCGUUAAAAUAAAGUCUUCAUUUGUUGUCGCAAUUGCUGAUCUGGCACUGCUGCACGGAGAGGAAAAGAAUUUCAGCAGGGCUGAGGAGCUGUUCCAACAGGGAUUGCGGAAUUCUUCAUCAGCAGACAAAAUAGUUUUUCAUCUGAACUAUGCUGACUUUCAUCUGUAUCACACCAAACAGGAGGAUAAAGCGAUCCCUCACUACACUGAGGGUCUGCAUUUAACACCGAAUAUGUGGGAGUGGAAAAAGUGUGUUAAGAGGCUGAAGAUGAUCGCAGAGCGGCGCCUCUCAGUCGAUGAGAACGACGCCCAGGCUUACGGCCUGUUGGGUCUGGUGGCCAAAGCUGAAGGCGACAAGAAGAAAGCUGAGGAGUUUUAUGAGAAAGCUCUGGACUACGAUGAAAACAACGACGAGUACCUGUCUGCUCUCUGUGAGCUGCGCAUGCAGCUGCAGUGAUGAAGCACAGAGAUCAGGACUCCAGCUUUUAUUCUGCGUCUGUAGUUGAUCAGGAUGCUGAUUCAGAGACUUCUGUCCUCAUCAGAGAAACAUCAGCUUCUGCUGUUUGUUUGUCCCGUUUGACAUGUUUACAUUUUCCUGAGCCCUCUUGAGUUUAGAGAGUCAACUGUCAGGAGCAAAGUCCGCUCACACUUUAUUGUCUAUGUUCUUUCUUGUAUCUGUUCUUGAUGUAUAAACUGUAGCACUGAA
This is a messenger RNA of Micropterus dolomieu (smallmouth bass), 1278 nucleotides long. RefSeq names its product interferon-induced protein with tetratricopeptide repeats 5-like. Gene Ontology annotation, molecular function: protein binding. The record is from RefSeq and is a predicted model, not a curated record. The transcript has 7 exons. Gene Ontology annotation, biological process: defense response to virus. The coding region runs from base 1 to 1029 and encodes 342 amino acids. NCBI's taxonomy places the organism in Eukaryota, Metazoa, Chordata, Actinopteri, Centrarchiformes, Centrarchidae. Gene Ontology annotation, cellular component: cytosol.